AAAAAUCAAAACAACCGCCAAAAUUUCACAUCGCGCCUCCAAAAUUUUCAAAAUUUCCCAUUUUCAUAAAGAACCAAACCUCAAAUUCAAAUUUCCCAAACUCUGCAACAAAAACCUCGCCUUUUCCCCCAAAUCUCUUAACCUAAUUACCCUUUUAUCGCCAUAGCCACUUUCUCUCACAGUUUCUCACACUCUCAAUUCUCAUUAUUAUGGUGAGAGAACACCGAGUCGACUCGUUCUACGCCAAACUCCGCCAAUCGGCACACUCCUCAUCCUCCUCCUCCUCCCCCGUUCUCAUCUUCCCUUCAACCUCCGAUGUCGAUUCUCUCUGCGCACUCAAAAUCAUUUUCCGAAUCCUCGAAUCUGAUUCCAUUCAAUACGCCUGUUAUCCAGUUUCUUCCUUCCGCGAGAUUCACAGUUACGCAACUUCAACCCAAAACGACGGCCCCAUAUCCGUCGUUUUAAUCAACUGGGGCUGUCACAAGGAUCUUCGGAAAAUCUUAAAGCUAGGUCCAAACGCUCGUAUCUUUGUAAUUGAUAGUCACCGUCCGAUUCAUCUUCAUAAUCUCAGUGACCAAAACGACGCUGUCGUUGUUCUCUUUACUCAAGAGGAUGAGAAACAAGCAGAUCUGGCUUAUGAUUUUGAGUUUCCUCUCACUGCUUUAGCUAAUGCUUCGACAACGAUUGAUUCUGAUUCGGAGUCUGAUUCCGAGUCCGACUCUGAUUCAGAUUCAGAUUCCGAGUCUGAUUCCGAUGGGACGAGAAAUAAAAGAAAAAGAAAGAGGGAUUCGGAAGACGGAGAAAACGAACAAGUGGAAAAAGAUGAAGAAGAAAAUCAAGAUGCGGUUAGGCUGUAUAGAAAGAGGAAGAAAGAGUAUUAUGGAUUGGGGACAUUUCAUGGGAAGCCUUCUGGUUGUUUGAUGUAUGAGCUUGCUCAUUUUCUGAGGAAGAAUACGGAUGAGUUGCUUUGGUUAGCUUGUGUUGCGUUAACGGAUCAAUUCGUUCAUGAGAGGCUGAGUGAUGAGAGGUAUAGUGAUGGUGUUAUGGAGUUGGAGCAGUAUAUAAACAGUUCUGGUAAUUUGGAUGCUGUUAAUUCUGUUACGCUUAAGGAUGGGACGAAAAUUAGGGCGCCGAAUUCGUCGCGAAUUGCUUAUGAGGAUGAACCAAAGCUUAUGCUGUUGCAGGAGUGGAAUUUGUUUGAUUCGAUGCUUUGUAGUUCGUAUAUUGCUACGAAGUUGAAGACUUGGAGUGAUAAUGGGAUGAAAAAGUUGAAGCUUUUGUUGGCGAGGAUGGGAUUUGCGCUUACUGAUUGUCAGCAGAAGUUUCAGUAUAUGAAUGUUGAGGUGAAGAGAAAGAUGAAACGUGAGUUUGAGAAAUUUUUACCUGAGUAUGGACUUACUGAUUUUUAUUACCGGGGAUUUUUGCGGAUCCAUGGUUAUAGUUCAAGAGUUUCUGCUGCUGAUGUUGUUUAUGGUGUUACUGCGCUGUUGGAAUCGUUUGUGAAUUCAGAUGGAUCUUGUGCUUCCAUGCAAUUUAAUGUGGCGUUUGAUGCUCUUUCUAUGAACAACGUUGAUAAACUCAAAGCUGGGAUGCAACAAGCUAUUAAGGUUCAGAGAUCGAUUUUGAGGCAGGGAAGUCUUGCGAUUAUGAAAAGCGGUUGCAUUAGAAGUGGAAGGAAGUUUCGAUGGGUGAAGCUUGAGGAUUCAACUGAUUCUAAAUUGUUGGGGUACCCUCAAGCUUUGACAAAGUUUUGUUAUUUUCUAAUGGAUGCUUUGAGAGAAAAGGGUGCAAGGAUGAAGCCUUUGAUUUGUGCUUGUGUGUCUCAGGAUCCAAAUAAAGUUCUUAUUGUUGGGGUUUGUGGGAGGCCUCGUUUGGCUGCUGCUCAAGGGAAUGCAUUUGGGGUUGCGUUUAGAAGUGCGGCCGAGGACGUUCAAAGUGAGUUUUUCCACGAGUUGUUUGAGUCAUCUUGGAUUGUGUUAGAAUCUAAAUUUCUUAAUUCUUUCAUGGUUAAGUUAACUGAGAAACUUUGAUGCUGUGUUGAGCCUGAUAACUCAUUUAUCUUAGUUUGUUGUAUUAUGAUUUAUUGUAUCCUUGUUUUAAACUCUACUUUUUACAACAUUUUACCCCUUUCACUUUCUGAUUUGUUGACUUGUUACUUUCAUGUAAACAUAUUAACAUUACAAUUUCAAAUUGAUGUUGUAAUUGUGAAUUCUUCUCGGAUGAGGUUCAGUUCAGUACACAAAUCAAAUUAACAGUGCUAGAAUGUGAUGUUGAAGAUGAACUAUUGUUGUGGAGUUUGUUUUUACUUUUCAAGUAUUGCAUGAUGACCUGGAGGUUCAGGUAUUGUCUGAAGUUCAAUCAUGUGAAAAUUGUUUCUGGGUGUUUCUCUUUCUACAAGAAUACUCAGGGUGAGAUUGAGAGCAAUAUGUUUCAGGUCUUGUGCUUACUUACCAGUGUUCUCUCUGUCUUUGUUGGCAGUUUCAAUAACAGUGUUUACUUACUUUUA
Lathyrus oleraceus (garden pea) is the source of this 2506-nucleotide messenger RNA. RefSeq lists its product as uncharacterized. The record is from RefSeq and is a predicted model, not a curated record. Gene Ontology annotation, cellular component: DNA replication preinitiation complex. NCBI's taxonomy places the organism in Eukaryota, Viridiplantae, Streptophyta, Magnoliopsida, Fabales, Fabaceae. Gene Ontology annotation, molecular function: chromatin binding; single-stranded DNA binding; DNA replication origin binding. The transcript has a single exon. Gene Ontology annotation, biological process: double-strand break repair via break-induced replication; mitotic DNA replication preinitiation complex assembly; DNA replication initiation. The coding region runs from base 210 to 2030 and encodes 606 amino acids.